Molecule: messenger RNA, 2910 nt
Organism: Aureobasidium musti
Lineage: Eukaryota; Fungi; Ascomycota; Dothideomycetes; Dothideales; Saccotheciaceae
Source: the annotation of a GenBank genome assembly
AUGGGCUCUCAAACAAGAGGCAAAAGCAUUCGCAUUGGUGUAGAUGUGGGUGGCACCAACACUGAUGCCGUCGCCAUCGAUACAUCACAGCAACACACCGAGAGUCGAGGUCUUCUUGCACACUUCAAAACACCAACAACGACCGAUGUCACCAAAGGCAUUGAGACCGCUAUAGGUACGAUACUCCAAACCUCGGAGCUCUCAACGUCGGACAUCGUUAGUGUAACUGUUGGCACUACCCACUUCAUCAAUGCAGCGAUCGAACAUGAUGCGCGUCGAUUGAACAAAGUGGCCGUCAUUCGCCUUUCCAAGAGCUUCCUUCGCGAGGUUCCUCCUUUCUCGGACUUCCCACCUGGACUGGCAGCUAUCAUCAAUGGAUACGUAGGCUAUGUUGAUGGCGGCCUUCACAUUGACGGCUCUCAAGAGUCUCCGAUCAUAGAAUCUCAGGUUAUCGAGAGAUGUGCUGAGAUCAAAGCUCUGGGUUUGUCGUCUGUGGUAAUUGCUGGAGUCUUCUCCCCUAUCGAUGAGAUCUUCCAGCAAGAGGAGCAAGUCAGGAAGAUCGUGCUCAGAGAGCUGCCCGGUGUUGAGGUUGUAUGCUCGCACGAGGUUGCAAACAUCGGCUUCCUUGAGCGGGAGAAUGCCAGCAUUUUGAACGCAGCUAUCCUGGAUUACGCCAAACGGACAGUGAGCGGAUUCCGUCGUGCGAUGAUAUCAUUGAAGUUGAGCUGCCGGCUAUUUCUCACCCAGAAUGAUGGCACACUGCUCGACUCCGCAUCCGCUGCCAAAUUCCCAAUUCGCACAUUUGCAUCAGGCAUGACAAACUCGAUGCGUGGUGCUGCUUACCUGGCUGCUCACGAUACCCGAAAGUCCUCGGCCAUUGUCAUAGACAUUGGUGGAACGACAAGUGACGUCGGAGUCUUGCUGCCUUCUGGUCUACCUCGACAAGCUGCCGCAUAUGUUACUGUUGCUGGAGUACGAAUGAACUACGCGAUGCCACAUUUGCACAGCAUAGGUCUCGGUGGAGGUACCAUGGUGCGAAAACAUGCUGAUGACAAGAUCAUCGUUGGUCCUGAUUCAGUCGGACACUAUCUCACACGAGAUGCCUUGGUUUUCGGAGGCGACAUCUUGACAACAUCUGACAUUGCCGUCGCUGCAGGCAAGGCCAAGAUGGGCGAUAGCACGCUUGUCAAGAACUUGGAUGCCAAGGAGGUCGCGGAUGCACAAUACAGUAUCAAAGCCCUACUAGAGAGGGCCAUCGAUGUGAUAAAGACCUCGCCUGACCCGAUGCCUGUUCUGUUGGUAGGAGGUGGUGCAGUCAUUGCCCCAACUGCCCUUUCGGGUGCUUCCGAGCUCACACUGCCCCCAUUCCAUGACGUUGCAAAUGCUGUCGGUGCAGCAAUAUCCAAGGUUGGAGGCGUUGUCGACACGAUUCAAGAUGUGUCAGGUCAGACCUUUGAGCAAGCCGAACAAAAAGCCAAGCAGAUUGCGAUACAACGUGCGAUCGAUGCUGGUGCUCUCGAGGACAGCAUCAUGAUCGCAGAGGUUGAGAGCUUGCCAGUCUCAUAUGUCGCCAAUCAACUGAGAACGAUAGUGAAGGCCGUUGGCGAGCUCGACAUCAAGGCACAGUCGCACACCAACUUGGAGGAGGACUAUGACGGCUUUGACUCUGAGUAUGCAGAAGAAGGCACCAAACAGGUUGCUUAUAAAACUGUUCAAGUGCCGCAAGUUGAUCCGAAGAACUACAUCCCCACGAUAAUGGAGAACGAGGUGACUGGCAAUGCGGAGUGGCUGCUGUCUGAGACAGACAUUGACUUUAUAUCCNNAAAGGGGCACAAGAUGCGCGUUAUAGACGUUNNUUCUGCACUCCCAGAAGAUGCAUUGAUCUACUGGGGAGGUCAUAUGGGCUCUCCAGCAGUUUCGGUCGAGCGCCUUCAAUCUCUGGAAACAGUCGGUGCUUUCAAUGAGCUCAUGGACUAUCUACACCACGACAAGCUGGACGCAGUUAUGGGUCUUGAGAUAGGUGGUGCCAACGGCAUGGAGCCUUUGCUUGUGGGAUCGUCCCGUUUCUUCGAUUGUCCCGUCAUCGACGCCGAUUUCAUGGGUCGUGCCUACCCCACUUACUGGCAGACCACUUUGGCUGUCCACUAUCCAGGUGAACUCGUACCAUGUGUCAUCGACUCUGGCGACGGAAAGACGAUUCUGAUGACAAAGGCCCCGAAUGACGAGAUCGUGGAUCGAGCCUUGCGUGCCUCAUGUGCCGAGAUGGGUUCGCGCGUAGGUAUGGCAGCAAAGCCAACGACAACUGACAAAGUACGAUCCUCUGGUGUUUUGAAUACAAUGUCGCUGGCUUGGCGCAUUGGCAGGUGUAUCUCUUUGGCAGAGGCCAACAACACAAUGUCUACUGUUGCAGAAGCGAUAGUGAACGAGGCUGGCGGGACUAAGAGUGCCCGCAUCUUGUUCCGUGGCAAAAUCACCCAAGUUGAACGUCGAGUAUACAAGGGCCAUUCUCAUGGCUCGAUUACAAUCAGCGGAACAGAAGAAGAUGAAGAGAGCGCCGCUAACGCUGAUCGGAUGUCUGCCAUGAGAGUUGGUGGUACUCUGAAGAUCCCCUUCAAGAACGAGAACAUUUAUGCCGAAUACACAUCGGAGUCGGGAGAGAAAGAGUAUCUUGCACUUGUUCCAGAUCUCAUUGCCGUUCUAGACUCUGGCUCUGGAUGUGCUUUGGGCGUGCCUGAGUUCAAGUAUGGAUACUACGUUACCGUCAUCGGCAUCACCUGUUCGCCACUCUGGACCGAUACACCUGAAGGUAUCAAGAUUGGUGGGCCAGGUGCAUUUGGAUACGAUCUUGAGUACAAAGCUCUGGGAGAAUACGUCAAACCGAGGAGUGUCAUUGAAGAAUAUAGAACAUGA